UGCGCAUCACAAAGUGACAUCGAGUCUCAAACUCCCUCAUUCAAUGAUCGUCGAUCGGCUUAUGCACGUCAAAUAACUACAAAGCCAACUAGUUUCUUUUACCACCUGCCAGCGCGAUGCCUUUCUCUCUUACCUCUUUCCUUCACGACGCAUUGUUGAGCAUCAAACAAAGGCCUUUCGUCCAUAUGGCGGAACCCAACAAAUACAUUCACGGGGUCAUCGAGACGGACCCAUUCCCCCGGUCCAUCAAAAGCUGGUUUGACUUUAUUGCUGGGACGGUGCCAUCCCACGGUGAUGACGGUGAUCGUCUCGGCGCGUUGCAAUCAUGCCAAGUUGUCCGGGUGGAACACUAUCGUGCUCGGGGGCUCAUCUCCCACGAACUUGUCGCAGUGCAUGUAAUAUCCGGCGAUGAUGAAAGGGUUAAUCAAGGAAACACAGAUUCGAGGGUAUUGGUCUUGGAACGCUCCAAGCAAGAAACCUCAUCCGAGACUUCCAUAGAGCAAGUCUUGCGCUCGAUGAGAGAAGUCAAAGGCAAAAAUACCGGAAAUGCCGACUACAUUACGAUCGGGUCCUCUCUCAAAGGUGUCAUUCGUGGUGAAGACAAGUACCUCCUUGUUCAGGCCUUCGACGUACCCCCCCGAAUAAUAGAUGUAAUCGACAUUGCUGCUCUCGUCAAUUCCAUCACUUGCUGCGCGAAGAAUUAUUCGCUCUUCCACUACAUGUGUAUGUGGUGGGCUGCCAUGUUUUUUCAGACGUGUGUCCGCCUUUGCGACCCCGGACAUGCCCUCAAAAUCGAACAAGGGCCACUAUACUCCCUGCGGGGAAUGGUUGGCUCUGUUCGCUUUGUUGAUGAUGACUGCUCAUUAAUCCCGUUGCCACCCGCUGACACCGUGACUCUCAGUGUCAUCAUGAAGGAUAUCAUUCGAGACAUGGGUCAGGGUGGUGUUGACAAGGACAUCAUCACUCUUUUUGAGUCUGUGCUCGAGGCAGACAUCAAGGCGAUGAAGGACGAAAAUCUCGGACAGCCUCCAGUACAACACAUGUUAGCCGCCUGCAAGACCCUCUCUGCAGGCAUCCGUGCCACUUUGCAGUCCAUGAAAGAGAAAAAAAGACAAACGCAGACGUGAAGUCGAGGAGCAGAGUCGCGAGGUUGAAGAAUGCAGUCGCCGAGUAGAAGAGCGGAGCCGUGAGGUUGAAGAACGCAGUCGCGAGGUUGAAGAACGCAGUCGCGAAGGCAGUCGCGAGGGUCGAGGAAGGCAGGCGCGAGGUUGAGGAAGGCAGGCGUGAGGUCGAGGAAGACAGGCGCAAGG
This is a messenger RNA of Desarmillaria tabescens, 1310 nucleotides long. RefSeq lists its product as uncharacterized. The transcript is spliced from 3 exons. The record is from RefSeq and is a predicted model, not a curated record. Lineage: Eukaryota; Fungi; Basidiomycota; Agaricomycetes; Agaricales; Physalacriaceae. The coding region runs from base 117 to 1127 and encodes 336 amino acids.